CCACUCGCGCCCGCUUCCAAGAUGGCGGCAGCGGUACCUGCCCGGCUGUCAGGGUGGCGGUGAGGACGGGAAACAGACGACCAGCUCCCAGGUGGUCACGCUCCCGGCACCCGCGGAGCUAGCUCCCAGACUCGUGAGGAAUGGGAAGGAACCGUCUCCUCAGCCCUGGGUUCCCCUGAGACCACUCCGCAGUGCUGCCGUGACUGCCUCACCCCCCGGCGAAAGUAGUAUUUCCCUUCGUCGCCCUGUCCCCACUCCCGAAACAGCUGGUCCCAGGAGUGCUGGUUGGAGCCUUUGUCUGGCCUCUGUGACAUUUCCAACUUUGGAUGAUGCCUCACAUCUCUGCUCCCCCGGGACCCCUUGGAGCCCCCACGAUCUGGAAGAAGGCAGAUUGAGCCUAGGCCUCAAACCCCAGGAUGUUGCGGAGGCUGCUGGAGCGGCCCUGCACGCUGGCCCUGCUGGUGGGCUCCCAGCUGGCUGUCAUGAUGUACCUGUCUUUGGGGGGCUUUCGAAGCCUCAGUGCCCUAUUUGGCCGAGAGCAGGGGCCUACAUUCGACUAUUCUCAUCCCCAUGAUGUCUACAGUAACCUCAGUCACCUGCCUGGGGUGCCCGUUGCACCAGGUGACCCUCCAGCUCAAGGCCUGCCCUUCUGUCCAGAACGGUCUCCUUUCUUAGUGGGUCCCGUGUCCGUGUCCUUUAGUCCAGUGCCGUCACUGGCAGAGAUCGUGGAGAGGAAUCCCCGGGUGGAAGCGGGGGGCCGCUACCGCCCUGCAGGGUGUGAGCCCCGCUCCCGCACAGCCAUCAUUGUGCCCCACCGUGCCCGGGAGCAGCACCUGCGCCUGCUGCUCUACCACCUGCACCCCUUCCUGCAGCGCCAGCAGCUUGCUUACGGCAUCUACGUCAUCCACCAGGCCGGCCACGGAACGUUCAACAGGGCAAAGCUGCUGAAUGUUGGGGUGCGCGAGGCCCUGCGUGACGAAGAGUGGGACUGCCUGUUCCUGCACGACGUGGACCUCUUGCCGGAGAAUGACCACAACCUGUAUGUGUGCGACCCCCGGGGGCCCCGGCACGUUGCUGUCGCCAUGAACAAGUUUGGAUACAGCCUCCCGUACCCCCAGUACUUUGGAGGGGUCUCGGCGCUCACUCCCGACCAGUACCUGAAGAUGAAUGGCUUCCCCAAUGAAUACUGGGGCUGGGGCGGUGAGGAUGACGACAUUGCCGCCAGGGUCCGCCUGGCUGGCAUGAAGAUCUCCCGCCCCCCCACAUCUGUGGGGCACUACAAGAUGGUGAAGCACCGGGCAGACAAGGGCAACGAGGAGAACCCGCACAGAUUUGACCUCCUCGUCCGGACCCAGAAUUCCUGGACUCAAGAUGGGAUGAACUCACUGACAUACCGACUGCUGGCCCGAGAACGGGGCCCUCUCUAUACCAAUGUCACGGCAGACAUCGGAACUGACCCUCGGGGUCCCCGGACUCCCUCUGGUCCCCGUUACCCUCCUGGUUCCUCCCAGGCCUUCCGUCAAGAGAUGCUGCAGCGCCGGCCCCCAGCCAGGCCUGGCCCUCUGCCCACUGCCAACCACACAGCCCCCCACGGGUCACACUGACACCUCCUUCCUGCCCCCUUAAUCAUGAAGCUGAACCAGAGGGGCUGUGUCCUCUCCCCACCCCUGCUGCCCCCAGCUGCGGGGAGCUCACAGGAGCUGGGCUGGGGGCAGCGGCUUCCUCAUGCUGGACCGGAGCCGGGCUCCUCUCGACCCAGGGGUCCCUCUUUCUAGGGUCACCUGCCAGGGCUUACGACUGUGAAUCCUUGAUGUCAUGAUUUUAUGUGAUGACUCCUGGGAGUCCCCUGCCCCUGGGGUGGGAGCAGGGCUGGACCCCAAGUCCCUUCCUCUUCCAUGGAGAGAAGAGCAAUCUGGCUUCUCCCAGGACCCCUGUGAAUAUUUAUUCUAUUUAUGGAUACCAGGAAGUGUGUUGGUGAAGUGAGCCUCUCCCUAGGUACUUCCUGCCAGUUCUGAGGUGGCCCCCUCUUCUGGACCUGGCUCCGGGGGCUGGGAUUUUGAUAUGUUUUCUAAUAAAGGACUUUGUCUCA
Molecule: messenger RNA, 2089 nt
Organism: Pteropus alecto (black flying fox)
Lineage: Eukaryota; Metazoa; Chordata; Mammalia; Chiroptera; Pteropodidae
Gene: B4GALT3
Product: beta-1,4-galactosyltransferase 3
Exons: 9
Coding region: 417-1604 (395 amino acids)
Biological process (GO): carbohydrate metabolic process; galactosylceramide biosynthetic process
Molecular function (GO): glycosyltransferase activity
Source: RefSeq, a predicted model, not a curated record